AUCAAUUACAUAAGGCAAAAAACAUGUUUGCAAAAUUGUAUAUUGAUACACAUAUUAAAACGAAUUGGACGACAAUACAUUUCAAAAUGUACCUAUUUUCAUGUCAGCAGCAGCACAACUACAUUUCCCACAAUGCUCUCACGUUGUGUCCGCGGUAAUAACACAGGAAGUGGCGCGCGAGGUUUGAAAGCUGACUUGAGCGAGAUUGUUUGCUAACUUUUUCGUUUGCUAACUUACAUUUUGACCUAUUUAGCGUGUUUAAAAUAAAAGGGCCGUUGGACCUGCACACAUGCGCCAAAUGUAUUGGUAACUCGUAGUGACAUUUCUCGAAUCAAUUGAGUCUACUAGUUGCUGUAUCAGUUUGAAACGGUUGAUUUAAAAUGUCUUACGUGAGAUACGGACGGAAUCAACAACAUGCAAAAACAAAAAGACAGACCCGACCCAAAAAGUCAGCAGCGACCAAAAAAGAGUGGGUGAGCACAGUCAAUGAUCUAUCUGUCCACAAACUCACACCUGCAGAGCUGAAUCAUCGGCACGAGAUUCAUCAGUCCCACAACAAAGCCGCAGCCCAGUGGGAGCUGAAGGAGCGCACAUUGAAGCGGCACCUAAGACAUGGAAAAAGUCCUGCACCUCUGGACCAGACCAGUCUCGACAUCAUAAGAGAGGUCUUGUCUGACGAAAUGUUGCUGCAGGAUGUUCUGGCCCGGUCAGAUAGAGCUAUGGCUGUCGUCAAAGACUUGUUUGGAGAGUCUCCCCGCAGACAGAUUGCAGGUCACCCCAGUGUGACUGUAGCCCCGAACUGCAACGCUGACUCAGGGCUACCAAAUCGUUAUAGGCCAGAUGUGCAAAUCAAGACAGCUUGUCGGAGUGAAUCAGUGAUGGAUCGACAGGCUCCCAAUGAAGUUGAAGUGACUGACGAAGCACCAAGUGAUGAAGAAACAUAUUUUGAUGGAGUGAAGAAAAGAACUAUGAUCGACUCCAGAAAAAUGAAGCACAGGCCGUUUAAUAGGCAAAUGUCUGACCGAGAGAGAAAUAAAGUACUGAAAACUCCUCAUGUCGCAAGGAAGAAAAUGGCUCUAAACUCCACUCCAGCAGUUAAACGUGUUCAGUCCAGAGUGAGUGAGUCAGAUGACGGCAGAGAAGAAUCUUCAGUUUUGGUUUCACGAGUGCUGAACUCUGGACAGUCUUCUUGUCAGUCAGGCUAUCAGAGUAGCUCUGGCAACAGAACUAACCUGCAUGGAGCAAAUAAUCCAGUGUUGGAGGUCACCUCUGAUGCUUCUCUGAGUGGUGACCAUUCGACACUUGGUCUACUGCAGACCAUGCUGGGACAGGUGGAAGCAGAAUUAGACACGUGUGCCCCCAGUACAGAAGUCGCUUCAGAACCAAAGCCAAAACCUUACCAGUCUCAAAGUCUUACUGGAUUUUCUGUUGCUCUGGUCUCUACACUGGGCCGUUUGGUUCAGCAUUUUAACAAGAUCAAGUUGCAGUGUGAGGAAAAAUCUCACAGUGAGGCUGUCGCAAGAAACCAGCUAGAGGCAGAGCUGAAAGAGCAGCGAGGCCUGAUCGAUGCUCUCACAGCUGAAACCAUGACCCUGAGAGAAGAGGCUGCCUCCCUGCAGGAGGAGCUGCGUCAGCGUACCGCAGAGGUGGAACGUAAAUUGGACACUAUGGUGCUGGCAAUGGGUGAUCAGCUGAAAGCACCUUCUUGCCCAAAGAAAUACCAGCAAGUGGAGCCUGAAGUGUGUCAUUGCCCCCCCUCUGCUGAGCAAGGCAGAAGCAUCCCUGCUUCUCCAUCGGUGAUGCCGUCCAAACCUCAGCAGGUCAACGACUGGCUGCAAGCUGGCGACUCACCGCCUGUGCGCCUGAACUCAUAUUCUCAUGGACAUGUGAAGGCUGUUGGACCUGUGACCAGUCCUUCACUUCCCAGUCUUCCCUCCUCAUCAUCGCCAUCAUCAUCAUCCGCCCCACAUAGGUCACAGAUCACCUUAGACGCUAUAAUGGAAGAGAUCACGCAACUGAGCCAGCAAAACGACCUUCUGAAAGCUCAGCUUAGCCGAGCCAGGGCCGACAAGGCAAAGGUUGAAGGAUCAACUGACAUCAGUGGGCAGCGGAGGCAUUUGAGCGACAGCAGCUCAGAGAGGAACACACCUCUCUUUGUCAGAGAGAGCAUGACAGAGAGAAUCCCAAACGCUCUGCCAGAGUCAGCUGAGCAGCCCACUGAUCAGGGCCAAGCCAAGCAUUUCAGUGUAAACUUUGUACAACAGCGCCUCCUUGAGUUGAACAGGCAAAGCGCAAUAGCCAGGGGUCGACUCUUGGAGCUGAUUGAGCAGCAAAGACGAAGUGUUUCUGAGGUUUCUUUCACUGGGUCCUCCACCCCUUCUUGUAUUUCCACUUCCAAACCUAGAGGAGAAGGAGCCCCAACAGUGUUUCGACAAGAGUCCCAGUCCCAAAACUCACGACCUGCAUCUGAAACAAGGGCAUCAAAAACUCAGGUGGACCAGCAAAGAGAGCCUGACGGAUGGUUUGCCUUAUCCGCUCACGUGAGAUGAAAAGCUUUCACCCACCAACUUAGCAAAUGAACGUCACUGAAUCUGUUACAUUAAUGUAUUUUAAAAUGACUCAAAUAAAAUUCUUACUUCA
Molecule: messenger RNA, 2640 nt
Organism: Synchiropus splendidus (mandarinfish)
Lineage: Eukaryota; Metazoa; Chordata; Actinopteri; Syngnathiformes; Callionymidae
Gene: spice1
Product: spindle and centriole associated protein 1
Exons: 17
Coding region: 381-2549 (722 amino acids)
Biological process (GO): mitotic spindle assembly; regulation of centriole replication; metaphase chromosome alignment
Cellular component (GO): centriole; spindle; centrosome
Source: RefSeq, a predicted model, not a curated record